Molecule: messenger RNA, 1498 nt
Organism: Oryza sativa Japonica Group (Japanese rice)
Lineage: Eukaryota; Viridiplantae; Streptophyta; Magnoliopsida; Poales; Poaceae
Product: transcription repressor OFP13
Biological process (GO): negative regulation of DNA-templated transcription
Source: RefSeq, a predicted model, not a curated record
AACAGAAUACAUAAAUACGAGCACAUGACCCACGGGCCCCAUCUCCCCAUCUUCUUCUUCCUCCUCCCUCCCACCAGGCCACCACCACUCCAUCUCCUUAAUUGCACUUCCAUUUCACCUCACCUCCUCUCCAUCUCUCCAUCGCCUCAACCACCUCCUCCUCUCUCGAGCUCGAUCCAAUGGGCAAGAAGGGUGGCCUCACCUCCCUCUUCUCCAGGCUGGCCGUCGCCGCCGCCGACUCGCCGUCCUGCGCGAAGAACCCGCCGCACACGGCGUCGUUCCGCGGGUUCUACUACGUCGACGAGCCAUGCACGACGGCGGGAGGGGGAGGUGGUGGCAGGUCGCCGGCGGCGGGGAGGUUGAGGAAGGGUGGGGACGAGAUGUAUAAGACGGUCAACUCCGUCUUCUUCGAUGACUCCGCCGACGCCGCCCACGCCGUCGCCGACGGCUGUGCCUUCUCCGGUGAGGAUGACGACGACGAUGACAGAUUCUCCACGACGACGGCGGCCGACGAGGAGUGGUCGGAGGCGGUCAUCCGCAGCCUCGGCCGCCGGACCUCCACCGACAGAUUCUUCUUCGACGCCGGCCCGGGCCGGCCGGCCGCCACCAACUCCAUCCUCGCCACGGUGAGGCCACGACGGCCACCACCACCACCACCGCCGCCACCACCAGCGGAGGAGGAGAAAGAGAAAGCGGCGGCGGAGGCGGCGCAACUCCCCGGCAAGUCGUCGUCGACGUCGUCGUCGCAGCUGGUGGAGGAGAGCGUGGCGGUGGCGGUGGAGUCGGAGGACCCGUACGGGGACUUCAGGGCGUCCAUGGAGGAGAUGGUGGCGGCGCACGGCCUCCGCGACUGGGACGCGCUGGAGGAGCUCCUCUCCUGGUACCUCCGCGUCAAUGGCAAGCACAACCACCCCCUCAUCGUCGCCGCCUUCGUCGACCUCCUCCUCGCCCUCGCCGCCGUCCCCUCCUCCUCCUCCUCCGACACCACCACCACCACCACCGCCGCCGCAACCACCACCACCAGUGACACCAGCUGCAGCACCGCGAGCACCAGCACCACCAGCAAUGGCGCCACCAGUGUCACCGCCGCCGCCACUGCGGCUGAGCAAUGCGGCGGCGGCGGCGGCGGUGGGGAUGAGGAAGCUGGUUGCUCGUCUUCUUCCUCCUGCUGCGCCGCCUCUGACCAUGACCAUGAAGAGGUCUCGGCCAUAAGCUAGGCAGGUGAUCGAUUAGCUUAGAUAUUGGAAGGAAGAAAAUAUUUUCUAUUUUUCGACCCUAAUUUUUCACCAAAAGUCGAAUCAUUUUAGCUUUUGUGAAAAAUUAGGGGCGAAAAAUAUAUCUUUUUCUGCUGUUUAGAUAAUUAGGUUUGUACCGAACUUGAUUUUGCAUGAUGAUGAUAUGUUAACCACGGCCACUGUUUGGAUCAACGAGUCAGAGAGACUUGCUUAAUUGCAGAGAGACUUGCUUAAUUGCAAAGUGAUGAUGGGAUUAAAGUGUA